Macadamia integrifolia is the source of this 1230-nucleotide messenger RNA. RefSeq names its product NADH-cytochrome b5 reductase-like protein. Bases 105 to 1088 code for a protein of 327 amino acids. The transcript is spliced from 13 exons. The record is from RefSeq and is a predicted model, not a curated record. Lineage: Eukaryota; Viridiplantae; Streptophyta; Magnoliopsida; Proteales; Proteaceae. Gene Ontology annotation, molecular function: cytochrome-b5 reductase activity, acting on NAD(P)H.
GGAUUCCCAAGCUAAACAGAAUUGCCGAAAAAGCUGCUGAGAAGCACUAGUAAAAGGAGCCUAUACAGCGAAAGGCUCAUUUCGUCUCUUCUUCAAAGAUCGAAAUGGCUCUGUUCCUAAGAAGAUUAGCAAAGGCUGCUCCCGUCGCAUUAACCAAUGCAUUCAGAACUGAACCCAAAUCGAAUUCAGGGGGUUUUCGAAUUCCAAUUGGGGCAAUUGCUGCUGUUUCUGGUGGAAUUUCAUAUUACUACUACUUUUCUUGGCCUAAUAUGGUUCAGCUAGAUCACAGUGAUGAAGAAGGUGGUGCAAAAGUUGCACUCAAUCCAGAUAAGUGGGUCGAGUUUAAGCUACAAGAUACUGCAAGGGUCAGCCACAAUACAAAGUUAUUCAGGUUUUCAUUUGAUCCCACUUCUAAGUUGGGCCUGGAUAUUGCUUCCUGCAUUAUAACAAGGGCCCCGCAAGGACAAGAUGAUGGAGGAAAAACAAAAUAUGUGAUUCGCCCGUAUACACCUAUAUCAGAUCCAGAUGCGAAGGGAUAUUUUGAUUUAUUGAUUAAGAUUUAUCCUGAAGGAAAAAUGAGUCAGCAUCUAGCAAGUUUAAAACCAGGCGAUUUAUUAGAAGUCAAAGGGCCAAUUGAAAAACUCAGAUACACUCCAAACAUGAAGAAAAACAUUGGCAUGAUUGCAGGUGGUACUGGCAUUACACCAAUGCUGCAGAUAAUUGAUGCUAUUUUAAAGAAUACUGAUGACAACACACAGGUAUCUCUGAUUUAUGCUAACAUAUCCCCAGAUGACAUACUACUCAAAGGAAAACUUGACAUUCUUUCAACAAGCCAUCCUAAUUUGAAGGUAUUUUACACAGUAGAUAAUCCUUCGAAGAAUUGGAGAGGAGGUAAAGGGUACAUUUCAAAAGAUAUGGCUGUGAAGGGCUUGCCUGGUCCUGGUGAAGACACAUUGAUCCUUGUAUGUGGUCCCCCUGGAAUGAUGAAACACAUCUCUGGAGACAAAGCUAAAGAUCGUUCACAAGGGGAGGUCUCAGGUCUACUAAAAGAACUUGGAUACACAGAGCAGAUGGUAUAUAAGUUCUGACAAGAUUGAAACACUAAAGCCUAUCAGUUUUCAUCAUAAACCUCAAAUUUUGUAUUGAAAACAUUUGGUUGUAACGCAGACUCUUAGAAUUUAGUCCUGCCUACCCUAUAGUAAUAAAAAUGAAGUCCAAUUUCUUUGCUAA